Messenger RNA from Bursaphelenchus okinawaensis, 978 nucleotides. The record is from the annotation of a GenBank genome assembly. Lineage: Eukaryota; Metazoa; Nematoda; Chromadorea; Rhabditida; Aphelenchoididae.
AUGAGUGAACACAACUUCAAAUCGUGGACCAACAAAGCAGAAACCUAUUCAUCGAGAGACGAUGUACAGAAGUUGAUGCACGACUACCAAGUAAGCCUUAUCGAUGUGAAUGUCAAGCAUUCCAUACUGUGUAUGCUACAACAGAAACGAGGAAAAGACACACAAGCGACGAUUGAUGGAAAUGAAAGGCAGAUUAAAAAGUAAGUUUUUAAGUUACAUCAAUUUUUUAAUUUCAUCCAGAGAUCAGAACGGGCACAUUAGGCUUAAUCUUUCUAAAAAAAGUGCGAUCAGGCCAAAAAUCAAGCCGAUUCUUGACUUAAAAAAAAACCAAGCCUAGCCCUUAAUCCGGAAAGAAAAAUCAAGUGUAACUUUUGGACUGAAAAGAAAAAUCAAGCGUAGCCCCUAAAGUAAGAAGAAAAAUUAAGCUUAGCUUUUGAACGAAAAAAUCAAUUCCAGUCCUUGAACUAGUACAGCCCUUGGACUAGAAAGAAAAUCCAACCCAGUGCUUGGACUGGAAAGAAAAAACCAAGUGCAGUCUUUGAAGUCAUUUAGCAACUGGAUUAGAAAGAAAAAACAAACCUAGCCCUUGGACUGGAUAAAACAUUGAGCUCAGCCCUUAAACUGGAUUUAUAAAACUCAAGCCCAGACCUUCAGCUAGAUAAAAACCUUUCAAAAACAAUAUAGCCUAACCAUUUAUCGACCCAAAAUUACCGUAUACAUUUCAGAAUAGCGGACAGUAUUGUCGAAAGCCAGAAAACCGAAGAGAUCCUCAACGACAAAUGCCAUUUGUGUUUAGAAGAAAAAGCUAAACAACCUAUGUACUGUGUAUUAUGUGCCAAAGUUAUUUCGUGCAAAAGUUGUCUACAACAAUACUUUCUCGAGUGUACAUCAAGCACGGUCAAGUGUUUAAAUUGCCAAAGAGAAUCAUUUCUGAAUCACAUCUUGUUUCGGGAGUUACCCAGAGUUGACUACCUUUAA